Molecule: messenger RNA, 1578 nt
Organism: Anoplophora glabripennis (Asian longhorned beetle)
Lineage: Eukaryota; Metazoa; Arthropoda; Insecta; Coleoptera; Cerambycidae
Product: peptidoglycan-recognition protein 2
Exons: 4
Coding region: 14-598 (194 amino acids)
Biological process (GO): innate immune response; peptidoglycan catabolic process
Molecular function (GO): N-acetylmuramoyl-L-alanine amidase activity; peptidoglycan binding; zinc ion binding
Source: RefSeq, a predicted model, not a curated record
CGUUCUGACUACCAUGGGCUUCGUAUUGGCAGUCGCGGCUUGUGUUGCCGUUCUAGUUAUCGCACUUCCUUGUUACACAAAUGGUGCUUGUCCAACUAUAAUCACUAGAGAGGAAUGGAAUGCCACUGAUCCGAAAAUUAAAGAAAAUCUAAAAGAAGAUCCCCCACCAUAUGUAGUAGUGCAUCACUCAGUAACCAAUACAUGCAAAACUACAGCUGACUGCAAAGCUCUUAUGAGAAGUGUACAAGACUAUCACAUGAAUACUAAUGAUUGGGAAGAUAUAGGUUACAAUUUUUUGAUUGGUAACGAUGGCAAUAUCUACGAAGGCAGAGGCUGGGGCAUACAUGGAGCUCACGCAAUUCCUUACAAUAGUAGAAGUCUUGGAAUUUGUUUAAUAGGAAAUUUUGAGGAUAAUAAACCACAAAACAACCAACUUAAAGCAUUAAAAAAAUUGAUUGAAUGUAGUGUAGAGGAAAACAAACUUACAACUGAUUAUCGUUUGAUCGGCCAUAGUCAGGCUACAGCGACGCUAUGUCCUGGAAAAUACUUGUUUGAGGAAAUCAAGACGUGGAGUCAUUUUGAUAAUAAUCCAGAGUAAUGAAGCAAGUAGGAAGUGUCUUGUUUUGACAUUUAUUUGUACAUAUCUAGAAUUUAAGCAUAAGGGUGAUCGAAAAAUUGUAUAACAAACUCUAUAGUGGCGCCUAGAAAACGAAAAAAGUAAAUGUUUCUAGAAAUGGUAUGGAUUAAAAUACUACCAAGUGAGUUUGUUACUCAAAUUUCAAAUCGCUCUGUAUAAGUUCACCAAAUGUAACGUUAUUAAUAAAAUUAUAUAAAACAAUAUUGCUUAAAGGCGAGUUUCUAAAUUUUCUAUAGUAACAGAUAAAUCUGGUUUUUGGAAUUUAAAACCGUUUAUGAUGAUUAUUAUCAAUGUUACCAAAACCUUAUUAUUACCUUGAAAAAAUAAAUAAAUCUGGCAUUUCCAACAUUUUUUAAACAAUGAGAAGCUAAAAAUAACGUGAAACUAUUCUAUUUUUAAAAACGAUUGUUGAUAAAAAAACGGAAAAGUAUUAGUGAUAAUAUAUUAUGCUAGAAUAGAUAACACGAAACAACUAACAUAAAAUAAUAUAGAAAUAAAAUCAUAAGGCAUGUUAAUAAUAAUUUUCCUUAAUAACCCAUAUUAAAAAACUGGCAGUAUUGUUAUUUUUUCGUUUGAAACUAAAUCUUUUAAUUUUUCAAAACAUGUAUUCAUGUUGACAAAAUGUUGUAUUUUAUUGUCAUCAAAACCAACACAUACUUCAUUAUAAGGAAAAAAUAACAUACUCUCCAGCAUAUUCAAAUAGGUGUAGACAAUUUUUUCUAUUAAAGUGAAGUAUAAGAAAGAUCUUUAAUUUUAGUAAUGAUCUCAUUAAGAGGCUACAUUUUACAGAUAAUAAUCUAUAAAUAUCUAUAAUAAAUUGUAGAGAUGUAUAGAUAUGUUAGCAUAAUAAUUAACUGAAUUGAUUUAUUCUCCCAUAUGCUGUUGUUCUGUACAGUUAAAAACUGAAAAUAAAGAAUGCAAUUAUUUAUUUCAAGGAUAAA